AUGCAAUAAUUUCCACAUGGUAAAAUAUAAUCUCGGAUUCAAUAAUGUGUACUGGCACUUGGGUGUUAGUUGUCGUUUUGCUUUCCAGACUGGUUCAAUGAUGACUGCAAUGCAUCAUUCGUCCCGAGCGUUUGACACCAUGUAAGCUCUGUUUGCACUUUCCAAAGUACCAUCCAAGAUCUGUGAUACUUUCCUGAAACGCAGAAAAAGUUGCAGGAUUUUAGGAAUAACGUUGCUAAAUUGCUGAGGAUAAUCAAGCGAAAUGAAAGCAUUUUCACUGACGUGGCAAAGCAUCAUAAUGUGGGCGGGGUUUAGUAUUGUCAACAUCCUGGUGACAUAACCCGUUUCUCCAAAAUGGCGACGGUGGACCACAGAGAAGGUCAGGACGACCCAGAGAGUGAAGAUGAGGUUUAUGAGGUGGUGGACCUGACAGAAUAUGCCCGCAGGCACCAGUGGUGGAGUCGGGUGUUUGGGAACAACUCCGGCCCCAUUGCUGAGAAGUAUUCCGUGGCCACCCAGCUCAUGAUGGGAGGGGUGACUGGAUGGUGUGCUGGUUACCUCUUCCAGAGAGUCGGGAAGAUAGCUGCUACCGCGGUUGGAGGAGGGUUCCUUCUUUUGCAGAUAGCCAAUCACAGCGGUUACGUGCAGGUGGACUGGAAGAAGGUGGAGAAGGAUGUGAACAAAGCAAAGAAGCACCUGAAGAAGAAAGCAAACAAAGCAGCUCCUGAAAUAAAUACAUUCAUUGAGGAGGUAAAGGCCACAGACUUCAUCAAAAGGAACAUCGUCUUGUCCAGCGGGUUCGUUGGUGGCUUCUUUCUGGGUCUUGCCUCCUAAAGCUGCUGCACACGCUGCAGGCUCCUUUUACUGUGAAUCGCAUCACUACAUACUGUAGGUCACUUUCCUCGCCGCGGUUUACCUCUCUGCCCCCAUGCGUGCAUCGAUUUCACCUUUUAACGAACUGAGAGGCGGGAGGGGGUUAUGUGGAACAUUAUAGCAUGAUCUGUUGUGACAGUGGUAUUAACUGUAUUACUAACCCCCCCUGUUUUAAAUCAACCCUGAGUUCACAUUCUGAAGUCUGUGUGUGCGUGUGUGUGGCUCAGUCGGGAGUGGGGGUGCUUGGAUUAUAAUGUGAGACUUUCUUCUGUAGGACCCUUGACAGAUCUUUGCCAAAAUGCUGAAUAUGUCAAGCUGCCACAAACAAGCACAGAUUCCUCAUUGCUUCUUCAACACUGAUCUGAGUCUAGCUUGUCCUUGCCCUCAUGCAUUGGCCUGGAGGAUGCUGAUCUCAAAUUGUUCUGAGUUGGCAUGUGUGGGCGCUAUUAUAAAUGCAUAGCCAACCCCCUUUCAGCGCUGUAAAUACCCACACAGGAGUAAAAAUUAUAUAAACAACAAGGAAGGCAGCAGUGGGAAGUUAACACCAUCCCCCAGUCUAGUGCUUGGAGGUAUUUUUUUUAUGUAGCUGUGAAGUUUGGUGAGCUUAUGUGCCAUUUAGGCAUGUAAGCAGUCCAGUUUUUAAAGUUUGUCACGCUGGCUGGGGGGUUAAGCAGAGUUAUUUUCCCACUCUGAGCAGGAGCUGGUAUCGAUAUACAACACAUAUCAUGAGCAUAAAUCACAAGUAAAUGUUACAUGUGUGAAUGUUCUCCACUUCACACUGACAAGAGUAUUGGAGAGACACAUCUUUUGUUCCCAUAAGCCCUCAGCUCCACAGCGCCUUUUAAUGACGGGAUGAGCAUCUGCUGUACCCUAAUUACCACCAUCAACAAGCCAGACACCAGUCCUGUCAUUAAAGAGCCUAAUGGAGCAGCGAGUGUGACUCCUCCGCCCUCGCUAUUGUUAUUGUGCAUUUAGCAGUGUCGGUUUAGCAGCAGCGAUGCUGCCGAGUCGUGUCCUAGGCAGGUCAUCCACACACAGGAGUCCACUUAAGUUGAUCACAAGUUGCUUAUUUUGGUUGUUUUUUUUGCCUUUUUCGACCAGUGCAAUAUACAGUAAUGUUUCAGAUGUCAGUUUUUGGAGAUCUUGUUAUGUCUACAGCUGGCAGUAUGUAUGCUCAUAUUCCCUCUUUGUUUCUAUUUAAUGUUAUUUUGUUACCAGAACUGUAUGAAUUUUGUUGGGUGUUUGUUUUAAAAUAAAGUUGCCUCAUUUUGU
This is a messenger RNA of Chelmon rostratus (copperband butterflyfish), 2145 nucleotides long. RefSeq names its product FUN14 domain-containing protein 1. The record is from RefSeq and is a predicted model, not a curated record. Gene Ontology annotation, biological process: autophagy of mitochondrion. Bases 355 to 834 code for a protein of 159 amino acids. The transcript is spliced from 5 exons. Gene Ontology annotation, cellular component: mitochondrial outer membrane. NCBI's taxonomy places the organism in Eukaryota, Metazoa, Chordata, Actinopteri, Chaetodontiformes, Chaetodontidae.